GCACCUCCCCCACUGGCCCCGAGCAGGCAAUAAAUACAGCGUUUAACCUUUUCUCGGCCUUCUUCAUCAUUCCAAUCGCCUAUAGGAGGCUACGGGGGCCGUUUGUGACUUCAAGUGUCGUCGCUGUUUGACAAAACUUUCAAGAUGACUCAUCAGUUCCCAUCUCUGUCUCCGGAGCAGAAGAAGGAACUCUCUGACAUUGCUCAGAGAAUCGUGGCUCCAGGAAAGGGAAUCCUGGCAGCAGAUGAAUCAACAGGCACCAUGGCAAAGCGCCUGCAGAAAAUCAACGUGGAGAACAGCGAGGAGAACCGUCGCUGCUUCAGAGAUAUCCUUUUCUCCUCUGAUCCGUCAAUCGCCAACUGUGUGGGUGGUGUCAUCUUCUUCCACGAGACACUCUACCAGAAAGCAGACAGUGGCAAGCUUUUCCCCCAAGUCAUCAAGGAGAAGGGCAUUGUCGUCGGCAUCAAGGUGGACAAAGGCACAGCUGGUCUCAAUGGAACAGAUGGGGAGACAACCACACAAGGUCUUGAUGGCCUCUCAGAGCGUUGUGCCCAGUACAAGAAGGAUGGCUGUGACUUUGCCAAGUGGAGGUGUGUGCUCAAGAUCUCGGAUGGCUGCCCAUCAGCUCUUGCCAUUGCAGAGAACGCCAAUGUGCUUGCCAGAUAUGCCAGCAUUUGCCAACAGAACGGCCUGGUGCCCAUCGUGGAGCCAGAAAUCCUGCCUGAUGGUGACCACGACCUGCAGCGGUGCCAGUACGCCACAGAAAAGGUCCUUGCUGCCACGUACAAGGCUCUGUCUGACCAUCACGUGUACCUAGAGGGCACUCUCCUGAAGCCCAACAUGGUCCUGGCUGGACAUGCCUGUACUAAGAAAUACACCCCUCAGGAGGUUGCCAUGGCUACAGUGACGGCUCUGAGGCGCACUGUCCCCGCUGCAGUGCCUGGCAUCUGUUUCCUGUCUGGAGGCCAGAGUGAGGAGGAGGCUUCCAUCAACCUAAAUGCUAUCAACCAGGUGCCCCUCCAUCGCCCCUGGAAGCUGACCUUCUCUUAUGGCCGUGCACUGCAGGCUUCUGCUCUUGCAGCUUGGCAGGGCAAAGCUGCCAACAAGGCUGCUACACAGCAAGCUUUCUGCAGCAGGGCCAAGAUCAAUAGCUUGGCUUCCAAAGGAGAGUACAAACCCACCGGCUCAGCUGAUCAGGCCUCCAUGCAGUCUCUGUACACUGCCAGCUAUGUCUAUUAAAUACUAUGAACAUAUACACAUGCACAUGGACCAAAUAUAUCCCUCUGCUUGAUGUCCUUCUUUCUUGAACCACCAACACCACAGAGGACGUCUAUCACAACGUUAAGCUACUGUUUGUCUAUUUGAUGAAAUGACUGGAAAUAAAAGAAAAGCCCAAAA
Molecule: messenger RNA, 1398 nt
Organism: Melanotaenia boesemani (Boeseman's rainbowfish)
Lineage: Eukaryota; Metazoa; Chordata; Actinopteri; Atheriniformes; Melanotaeniidae
Gene: aldob
Product: aldolase b, fructose-bisphosphate
Exons: 9
Coding region: 145-1239 (364 amino acids)
Biological process (GO): fructose 1,6-bisphosphate metabolic process; glycolytic process
Cellular component (GO): cytosol
Molecular function (GO): fructose-1-phosphate aldolase activity; fructose-bisphosphate aldolase activity
Source: RefSeq, a predicted model, not a curated record